Messenger RNA from Eubalaena glacialis (North Atlantic right whale), 3630 nucleotides. RefSeq names its product ATPase phospholipid transporting 11C (gene ATP11C). Gene Ontology annotation, biological process: phospholipid translocation. Gene Ontology annotation, cellular component: plasma membrane; endoplasmic reticulum; recycling endosome. Gene Ontology annotation, molecular function: magnesium ion binding; ATP binding; ATPase-coupled intramembrane lipid carrier activity. The transcript has 29 exons. Bases 98 to 3448 code for a protein of 1116 amino acids. NCBI's taxonomy places the organism in Eukaryota, Metazoa, Chordata, Mammalia, Artiodactyla, Balaenidae. The record is from RefSeq and is a predicted model, not a curated record.
UUCGCGCCGCCGGCCCACGCCGCAGUGUGUGUUGUGGACGGCACCUUCUCAGACAGCCCAGUAGAGCCCAGCUCGGCGCCCGGCAGCCUUCGACGCGAUGUUCCGCCGGAGCUUUAACCGUUUUUGUGCUGGAGAAGAGAAACGAGUUGGUACACGCACAGUAUUUGUUGGCAAUCAUCCAGUUUCAGAAACAGAAGCAUACAUUGCACAAAAAUUUUGUGAUAAUAGAAUAGUCUCAUCUAAGUAUACACUUUGGAAUUUCCUCCCAAAGAAUCUGUUUGAACAGUUUAGAAGAAUUGCAAAUUUUUAUUUUCUCAUCAUUUUCCUUGUACAGGUCACAGUAGACACACCAACUAGCCCAGUUACCAGUGGACUUCCACUUUUCUUUGUUAUAACUGUUACAGCCAUCAAACAGGGAUAUGAAGAUUGGCUCAGGCACAGAGCUGACAAUGAAGUCAACAAGAGCACUGUUUACAUUAUUGAAAAUGCAAAGCGAGUGAGAAAAGAGAGUGAAAAAAUCAAGGUCGGUGAUGUAGUAGAAGUACAGGCAGAUGAAACCUUUCCCUGUGAUCUUAUUCUUCUAUCAUCCUGCACAAUUGAUGGAACCUGUUACGUUACUACUGCAAGUCUUGAUGGGGAAUCCAAUUGCAAGACACAUUAUGCGGUACGUGACACCAUUGAACUGUGUACAGCCGAAUCCAUUGAUACCCUCAGAGCAGCAAUUGAAUGUGAACAGCCUCAACCUGACCUCUACAAGUUUGUUGGCCGAAUCAGUAUCUAUAGUAAUAGUCUUGAAGCUGUUGCCAGGUCUUUGGGACCUGAAAAUCUCUUGUUGAAAGGAGCUACACUAAAAAAUACCAAGAAGAUAUAUGGAGUUGCUGUUUACACUGGAAUGGAAACCAAAAUGGCAUUGAACUACCAAGGGAAAUCUCAGAAACGUUCUGCUGUUGAAAAAUCCAUUAAUGCCUUCCUGAUUGUGUAUUUAUUUAUCUUACUGACCAAAGCUGCAGUAUGCACUACUCUAAAGUAUGUUUGGCAAAGUACCCCAUAUAACGAUGAACCUUGGUAUAACCAAAAGACCCAGAAAGAGCGGGAGACUUUGAAGGUUUUGAAAAUGUUUACCGACUUCCUGUCAUUUAUGGUUCUGUUCAACUUUAUCAUUCCUGUCUCCAUGUAUGUCACAGUAGAAAUGCAAAAAUUCUUGGGCUCCUUCUUCAUUUCAUGGGAUAAGGACUUUUAUGAUGAAGAAAUCAAUGAAGGAGCCCUGGUUAACACAUCAGACCUUAAUGAAGAACUUGGUCAGGUGGAUUAUGUAUUUACUGAUAAGACUGGAACACUCACUGAAAAUAGCAUGGAAUUCAUUGAAUGCUGCAUAGAUGGGCAUAAGUAUAAAGGUGUAACUCAGGAGGCUGAUGGACACUCUCAAACUGAUGGACCCUUACCGUAUUUUGACAAAGCAGAUAAGAAUCGAGAAGAGCUCUUUCUGCGUGCCUUGUGUUUAUGUCAUACUGUAGAAAUUAAAACAAAUGAUGCUGUUGAUGGAGUUACAGAAUCAGCUGAAUUAACCUAUAUGUCCUCUUCACCAGAUGAAAUAGCUUUGGUCAAAGGAGCUAAAAGGUAUGGGUUCACGUUUGUAGGCAUGCGGAAUGGUCAUAUGAGAGUAGAGAACCAAAGAAAAGAAAUAGAAGAGUAUGAACUUCUUCACACCUUAAACUUCGAUUCUGUCCGCCGUCGUAUGAGUGUAGUUGUGAAGACUCCAUCAGGAGACAUACUUCUCUUUUGUAAAGGAGCCGACUCAGCAGUUUUCCCCAGGGUGCAAAAUCAUGAAAUUGAGUUAACUAAAGUCCAUGUGGAACGUAAUGCAAUGGAUGGGUAUCGGACACUUUGCGUAGCCUUCAAAGAAAUUGCUCCAGAUGAUUAUGAAAGAAUUAACAGACAGCUCAUAGAGGCAAAAAUGGCCUUACAAGACAGAGAAGAAAAAAUGGAAAAGGUUUUUGAUGAGAUUGAGACAAACAUGAAUUUAAUAGGAGCCACUGCAGUGGAAGACAAGCUACAAGAUCAAGCCGCUGAGACCAUUGAAGCCCUGCACGCAGCAGGUCUGAAAGUCUGGGUGCUUACUGGGGACAAGAUGGAGACAGCCAAAUCUACCUGCUAUGCCUGCCGCCUUUUCCAAACCAGCACCGAGCUCUUGGAACUGACCACCAAAACCAUCCAAGAAAGCGAACGGAAAGAAGAUCGAUUACAUGAGUUGUUGAUUGAAUAUCGUAAAAAGUUGCUGCAUGAAUUUCCUAAAAGUACUAGAAGCCUUAAAAAAGCAUGGACAGAACAUCAGGAAUAUGGAUUAAUCAUUGAUGGCUCCACGUUGUCUCUCAUAUUAAAUUCUAGUCAUGACUCUGGUUCUAACAAUUACAAAAACAUUUUCCUACAAAUCUGUAUGAAGUGCACUGCAGUGCUCUGCUGUCGGAUGGCACCGUUACAGAAAGCCCAGAUUGUGAGAAUGGUGAAGAAUUUAAAAGGCAGCCCAAUAACACUGUCGAUAGGUGAUGGUGCCAAUGAUGUUAGUAUGAUCUUGGAAUCCCAUGUGGGCAUAGGUAUCAAAGGCAAAGAAGGUCGCCAAGCAGCCAGGAAUAGUGAUUAUUCUGUCCCAAAGUUUAAACAUUUAAAGAAACUGCUGUUGGCUCACGGACACCUAUAUUAUGUGAGAAUAGCACACCUUGUACAGUAUUUCUUCUAUAAGAACCUUUGUUUCAUUUUGCCACAAUUUUUGUACCAGUUCUUCUGUGGAUUCUCACAACAGCCACUGUAUGAUGCCGCUUACCUUACAAUGUACAAUAUCUGCUUCACAUCCUUGCCCAUCCUGGCCUACAGUCUACUGGAACAGCACAUCAACAUUGACACUCUGACCUCAGAUCCCCGAUUAUAUAUGAAAAUUUCUGGAAAUGCCAUGCUACAGUUGGGCCCCUUCUUAUAUUGGACAUUUCUGGCUGCAUUUGAAGGAACAGUGUUCUUCUUUGGGACUUAUUUUCUUUUUCAGACUUCAUCCUUAGAAGAAAAUGCAAAGGUAUAUGGAAACUGGACUUUUGGAACCAUUGUUUUUACAGUCUUAGUAUUCACCGUAACUCUGAAGCUCGCCUUGGAUACUCGUUUCUGGACAUGGAUAAACCACUUUGUGAUUUGGGGUUCUUUAGCGUUUUAUGUAUUUUUCUCAUUCUUCUGGGGAGGAAUUAUAUGGCCUUUUCUCAAACAACAGAGAAUGUAUUUUGUAUUUGCUCAAAUGCUGUCUUCUGUAUCCACAUGGUUGGCCAUAGUUCUUCUAAUAUUUAUCAGCCUUUUCCCUGAGAUUCUCCUGAUAGUAUUAAAGAAUGUAAGAAGAAGAAGUGCCAGGAAUCCGAAUCUUGAACUGCCUAUGUUAUUGUCCUACAAGCAUAUUGACAGUGGUUACAGCUAAAAGAAAGCAUGAAGAAGCAACUACAAAAAGUUAUCAUCUCAGGAUACUUGAUAUGCAACAAACUAAACCACUGUCUUAUGUCUAAGGUUCAGAAUAAAUGUCCACUAAGAUACCAAAUGACUCUCUUAAGCAUUUACAGUUAUUGUAAGUAGCCGUUAUGGCCAAAGCUCUAAGUUAUGAAU